AUCAUUUCUUGUCUUUUAAUUUGGUCUUUGUGUUGAUGAGAGUGUGUGUGGUUGAUGCAGGGUCAAAAUUAUGUACAACCAUGUCAAUGAUAGAUCUGGGCUGGAAGCUCCUCUGAUUGCUAAUGAUGUUUAUGAAAUCAUCAUGAAGAAUGCAGUGUGUUUGGACAGUGAGAUCAUUUACGACCGCGACUUUGACUACGACUACUUUGGUUUCAAGACUCUUGAGAGGUCUUACCUCUUGAAGGUUCAUGGGAAGGUUGUAGAAAGGCCUCAACACAUGCUAAUGAGGGUUGCUGUUGGAAUACACAAGAAUGAUAUUGACUCUGUUUUGUUAGAGGACUUUGUCAAAUGUCAUAUUUAUUCACAUAUGUCAUCAUUAUUGAGAAGCAUAGAGUCAUCUGGUGCAAGUUCAAGACAUGCAAAAGUAAGAAUCAUACUUGGUUGCUUAAGUGAAUUUGCUCAAAUGGGAACAGUUGGUCCCUUCUUUACAGUUUUUAAGUCUAACUCCUUAGCCUUCUUACAUGAUUUGCUAUCACUUUUCAGUAUUUCUCAUGGAGCUAUAUGGUGGCAGGUGUAUGCUGAUGUGUGUUACAAUAUUACUCUGCAAUUCACUGAAUCUUUGUUGACUGCUACCAAUUGUGGCGGAGCUGGAUCUGCUAAGCACAUGCACUUGUUAAUCGACAUAGCUCAUCUUGCAACCAACAACACAAAGGAACUAUAUGGUGGAAUGUUGCAUAAAGAGUCUUUGGGAGAUCGAGCGUGGAGUACCAAGCAUUAA
Molecule: messenger RNA, 778 nt
Organism: Rosa rugosa (rugosa rose)
Lineage: Eukaryota; Viridiplantae; Streptophyta; Magnoliopsida; Rosales; Rosaceae
Exons: 6
Coding region: 71-778 (235 amino acids)
Biological process (GO): deoxyribonucleotide biosynthetic process; DNA replication
Cellular component (GO): ribonucleoside-diphosphate reductase complex
Molecular function (GO): ribonucleoside-diphosphate reductase activity, thioredoxin disulfide as acceptor; ATP binding
Source: RefSeq, a predicted model, not a curated record